Myotis brandtii (Brandt's bat) is the source of this 1501-nucleotide messenger RNA. RefSeq names its product sphingosine kinase 1 (gene SPHK1). The coding region runs from base 40 to 1224 and encodes 394 amino acids. NCBI's taxonomy places the organism in Eukaryota, Metazoa, Chordata, Mammalia, Chiroptera, Vespertilionidae. The transcript is spliced from 4 exons. The record is from RefSeq and is a predicted model, not a curated record. Gene Ontology annotation, cellular component: cytoplasm; membrane; intracellular membrane-bounded organelle. Gene Ontology annotation, biological process: cellular response to growth factor stimulus; negative regulation of apoptotic process; sphingosine biosynthetic process.
CCGGGGAGCCCUAGGCAGCCGGAGCCGCGGGUCGAGGUCAUGGAUCCAGCCGGUGGUCCCCGGAACCUGCUCCCGCGGCCCUGCCGCGUGCUGGUGCUGCUGAACCCGCGCGGCGGCAAGGGCAAGGGCUUGCAGCUCUUCCGGAGCCACGUGCAGCCCCUGCUGGCCCAGGCUGAUGUCUCCUACAGGCUCAUGCUCACUGGUGAGUGCCCUCCCACCCCCAGGACGGAGCACCCACUGACAGGACCCUCCUCCAUAGCCACCUGGCUGAGCCAGGCUCAGGCCGCUGUGUUCCCACAGGUGGUGAACGGGCUCAUGGAGCGGCCUGACUGGGAGACCGCCAUCCGGAAGCCCCUGUGUAGCCUCCCCGCCGGUUCCGGCAAUGCGCUGGCAGCUUCUGUGAACCAUUAUGCCGGCUACGAGCAGGUGACCAACGAAGACCUCCUGAACAACUGCACGCUGCUGCUGUGUCGCCGGCGGCUGGCGCCCAUGAACCUGCUGUCCCUGCGGAUGGAGUCGGGGCUGCGGGUCUUCUCCGUGCUCAGCCUGGCCUGGGGCUUCAUUGCUGACGUGGACAUUGAAAGUGAGAAGUUUCGGCGCCUGGGGGAGAUGCGCUUCACUGUGGGCACCCUCCUGCGCCUGGCAGCCCUGCGGGUCUACCGGGGCCAGCUAGCCUACCUCCCCGCAGAACGGGUGGCCUCCAAGGUGCCCGCCUCCCCUGCCCUGGACCGACAGGACCAUCAGGGCCCUGUGGACACCCACCUCGUGCCCCUGGAGGAGCCGGUGCCCGCUCACUGGACUGUGGUGCCCGAGCAGGACUUCGUGCUGGUGCUGGCGCUGCUGCACUCGCACCUGGGCAGCGAGAUGUUUGCGGCCCCCAUGGGCCACCGAGCGGCCGGCGCCAUGCACCUGUUCUAUGUGCGGGCAGGCGUGUCUCGGGCCAUGCUGCUGCGCCUCUUCCUGGCCAUGGAGAAGGGCAGGCACAUGGAGUGCGACUGUCCCUACUUGGUGUAUGUGCCCGUGGUGGCCUUCCGCCUGGAGCCCAAGGAUGGGAAGGGGAUGUUUGCUGUGGACGGGGAGUUGAUGGUCAGCGAGGCGGUGCAGGGCCAGGUGCACCCAAACUACAUCUGGAUGGUCAGUGAGCCUUCAUCCCGUCUGGAGCCGCAGCCGCCGCCACCUAGCCAGCAGCCUCCGCAUGUGCCGCCUCCGGAAGAUCUCAUAUGACCCCUGGCCUGGCUGUGCCUUACUGUCUACUUAGUGUCAUCUGAGCUCAGGGCCCUCCCUCCCCCAGGCCUGGAGGGCCUGUCCCAGCUCCCGCGGGGGAGGAGGACUCCUGUGGGUAGAGGCUGUGCUUCAGAAGGACUUUCUCUGCCCGCCAAAGGCCAGGCUGAGGCCCUGGGCCAGGAGCCCAGCGGGUUUACCCAUUGUCUGUGGAGGCCACCCUAUUGUUCUGGGAGCCCCACCCCAUGAAUCAAAUCCAAAUAAAGUGGCAUCGCCAGCC